AUGGUCAUGUACAACGACGAGGAGUACGAGAACCUCCUCCAGUUCGAUCAGGACUGGUCGCGCGAGGAGACCGAUUACCUCUUCGACCUGCUCGCGAGGUUCGACCUCAGGUUUCUCGUCGUGCACGACAGGUGGGACAGGGAGAAGGAGCGCACGGUGGAGGAGAUGAAGGACAGGUACUACGCCAUCGCGCGUAAGCUCCUGGAGGCCCGCGCGGAUAACCCCGAGGAGGCGGCGGCGCACCCCAUCAUCAAGGAUCCGUUCAACAGUCGGCACGAGAUGGAUCGCAAGCUCGCGCUCGGCGACCAGAUGGAGCGGACCAACGCGCUCGAGCGGGAGGAGCGAGCCAUCUUGGACGAGGUCAAGGCCAUCGAGGAGCGACGCCGGCUGGAGGCCAGGGCGCUCAGCAACAGGGCCGCCGCCGCGUUCAACCCCUACAGGGUGGAUCAGACGCGAGCGUCCAUCGACGUCGACGAGAUGCGGGAAGAGGCGGAGGCGGAGCACGAGGAGGGGCGGCCGUCCUUGCCCACGGCGGAGGGUGCGGACAAGAGGCCCCCCGCGGGCGUGUACGCGAGGGGCGUGCACGUCGUGGCGGUGGCUGGCGAGAUGGCCACCGCGGCUGUCGGCGCGGGCGGCGCGAGGGGCGUGCGGAGGAUCGAGACUGCGGUUGAGGAGCUCGGGGUGAAGCCGCCGGUGGUGUCGACCCGCGCGGUGUGCACGGCGUGGCUGAAGCUGAGGGAGGAGGUGACCGAGAUGCUGGAACUGCGCAAGGCUCUGGCGAAGCGUCAGGAGGAGCUCUGCGGGACCACGCCGGCGAGCGAGGCUGCCGCCGCCGCCGCGCCCGCGGCGAAGGCUGCCGCGGAGGUGUUCCAGCAGGUUGGCCUGCUGGACACGCCCCGGUCCAAGGCUCCGGAGGUGACGCUCGGUCCCGACGGACAGCCCAUCGGCGUGAGGCCCGCGAAGCGCGAGCAGAAGAGGAAGAUGCCCGCGAGGUACGAGGACGCGCCGCCGUCCCCGCCCCGCCGCAGCGCCGAGAAGAGGGCGCGUAAGAGCUGAACCGAACAAACUUCGACUUUUGUAUGUUGAAGC
Micromonas commoda is the source of this 1089-nucleotide messenger RNA. RefSeq names its product SWR complex protein. Gene Ontology annotation, cellular component: NuA4 histone acetyltransferase complex; Swr1 complex. The transcript has a single exon. The record is from RefSeq and is a predicted model, not a curated record. Gene Ontology annotation, molecular function: transcription corepressor activity. The coding region runs from base 1 to 1056 and encodes 351 amino acids. Gene Ontology annotation, biological process: negative regulation of transcription by RNA polymerase II; DNA repair; chromatin remodeling. NCBI's taxonomy places the organism in Eukaryota, Viridiplantae, Chlorophyta, Mamiellophyceae, Mamiellales, Mamiellaceae.